This is a messenger RNA of Octopus bimaculoides (California two-spot octopus), 708 nucleotides long. RefSeq lists its product as uncharacterized. The record is from RefSeq and is a predicted model, not a curated record. NCBI's taxonomy places the organism in Eukaryota, Metazoa, Mollusca, Cephalopoda, Octopoda, Octopodidae.
AUGAACUCCAGCACACAGAACUACAAUUUCCAGGCUGCAAUCUCCAUCAAAGUACCACUCUUUUCGACUCUUGAUCCUCCAUUGUGGUUCUGUUAUAUCGUGGCCCAGUUUGCUUCGAGCCGCAUUACAAGCAAUGCCACUCGCCUCACACAUAUUAUCGGGUCCUUAUCACCCGAAAUCCUGAAUGAGGUCCGCGAACUUAUCAUGGCUCCUCCCGACACGGUAUCAUUUGAUACCUUCAAAACUACGCUGCUCACCAGGAUGGAAGAGUCUCAACAAAAGCGUCUCUGCCAGCUACUUCUCACAGAAGAAUUAGGGGACAAGAAGCCCUCCCAGCUCUUGCGACAAAUGAAGCAACUCAUGGGAGAUGAUAAUCUACCCAACAGAGUGUUGAAGCAGCUCUUUCGACAACAUUUGCCAUCUAAUACACAAGUGGUCCUCACUGCCACCAAAGACAGCAAGUCAGUGGUGGAACUCACUGAAUUAGCCGACCGCAUUGCCGAUGUCCCACGCAGUUGUCCGUCCCUGUCAGCAGUUGUAACAGCAGCUCCACCAACCAAUCCUUUCCCGCCUUCCACCAGCGCAACAGAUCUGGCCGAACUACAAGCUUUAAUGACAGAGCAGGCAUCACAGAUACAGCUCCUGACAACGAAAAUACAAGCCUUAUCAUACAACAGGCACCACCACAGCAACAGUCCCGUACGAUGA